AUGACGACAUUCCAGAACCUGCCAAGAAAUCCCGUCUAUAAUGGAGUUCCACCAUCUCUUCUCAGAAAAACAUUUCAACCAGUUGUGUACGACAGUGACUUGAGAUUUGAUCACCAAAUUAUGGACAAAUUCGUCGAUGAUGACGAUUUUAGUGACCAUGACUCUCAUUAUUCCGAGGAUUUGGAAGACGACUUCCGGUUUCAGUUGUUGAACUGCCCGUCUGGUACGAACAUGACUAAGCAACUUUUAAACUUUGCUGAUCUGGUAAACAACGAUAUUAAAAAGUUUUUUGGGCCAAAGAAAGGUUCGGAUGACACGUGCGAUAUCUAUGCUGAUAAAUGGAAGACAAUAAAAUCUGGUCGUGAACGUUAUUAUAGAGAUUUAUUACGUAUCGCAGAAGGAGACAAUGAUCUUAGUAAAAAUGGCAAAGAUAAUUCUGAAUAUAACCAAAAGAUCGUAGAUAAUCGUCACACAUUUUCUGGAAGAUUGGAUGAACGUUUGGGAUUAGGACCAUUGAAAGAGUUAUUUGAUAGAGGAUUACAUGGAACAAACUCUGAAAGAAAAACAAGAACGGGUAGGGCAUCAAAAUAUGAAAGUGUUCCAAUGCAUCAAAGACGUUUUCCAGAUUCAUUUUGGAGACCACCUUCGAACGUUACAAAACGUUAUCCGUUGUAUAUUCCAAAUACUCAUGUUCAAAAUUCCCCCAAACCUCCCGAUUUUAGUGAUUUGCUGGAAACCUGGACUAUGGCAGCUGAUAGUGAAUUUAAUGCAGACUUUUCCAGUGAUGUCAACUCGCCAGUAGAAUCAUUUGUUCAUCGACGGCUUUGA
This is a messenger RNA of Lottia gigantea (owl limpet), 828 nucleotides long. RefSeq lists its product as hypothetical. The record is from RefSeq and is a predicted model, not a curated record. The transcript has a single exon. Lineage: Eukaryota; Metazoa; Mollusca; Gastropoda; Lottiidae. The coding region runs from base 1 to 828 and encodes 275 amino acids.